Lycium ferocissimum is the source of this 1523-nucleotide messenger RNA. RefSeq lists its product as uncharacterized. Lineage: Eukaryota; Viridiplantae; Streptophyta; Magnoliopsida; Solanales; Solanaceae. The coding region runs from base 491 to 1285 and encodes 264 amino acids. The record is from RefSeq and is a predicted model, not a curated record. The transcript is spliced from 5 exons.
AUGAUGUUAUGAAAUCCCAUAACAAGUUAGGAGUUUUUCUCCAGUUGAUACUGUUGUACUAUUGACUUUUAGCAUGGGGGCCAUGGGCAGUUAUUAAUGCGAUUCAUGCUUGUCAGUAGCGCAAUCAUUAGCUAGUAAGCACUGUGCAGUAUUUUUGUCCAUGUUUUUUUAUAUAGUACACGUACGAGCUUGCCAAAGAGGUAAAGCUUGUUGUACGCCACAUAAAUAUCUAUCGGAUUAUCGCUUGCAUUUGUAGAAACUUGCAAAUUAAUCCUACACUUGUUGUUACUGUAGGAGGCAGCAAAGUUCAGAAUCAUAUCCCCCAGGUAACUCUUGAGUUCUAUCUACACGAUCAAGAAGAGAAGAAGAAAGAAACUGGAUUAAUUAAGAAGCAUUUGAUUUUGUGGUGAAUUUAUCUAUGUCCAUAGACACCGACAUUUGGGACAUCCGAUAAAAUUGAAACGAGAGAUAUUGAGGGCUAAAUUAGAAGAUGCGGAACAUGGCGAGUUCAGCCUCAUCAAGAGGCAUUGCUGCCAUUGUUGGUGUGGGGCCGAAACUCGGCCGUUCUAUCGCUCGUAAGUUCGCCCAUGAAGGCUAUACUGUUGCUAUCCUCGCCCGUGACUUAGGUAGAUUAUCAAGAUUUGCUGAUGAGAUAGCUCGAGAAGAGAAAGCGCAGGUGUUUGCGAUCAGGAUAGAUUGUUCAGAUUCUCGAAGCAUAAGAGAGGCAUUUGAGGGAGUUCUAUCACUUGGGUUUGUGGAAGUUUUGGUUUACAAUGCAUACCAGCCAACAUCUUGGCACCCUACUAACUUCACUGACAUUAAAGUUGAACACUUUGAGAAAUCUCUUGCUGUCUCCUCCGUCGGCGCCUUUCACUGCGCUCAACAGGUACUUCCAGGUAUGGUGGAAAGAGGAAGAGGGACAAUUCUUUUCACUGGUUGUUCAGCUUCUCUUAGUGGCAUUGCCGGUUAUUCUGAUAUAUGCUGUGGAAAGUUUGCAAUGAGAGCCUUAUCUCAAUGUCUAGCAAAGGAGUUUCAACCUCUUGGAGUACACGUGGCGCAUGUCGUCAUCCAUGGUAUCGUAGGCACACCCAGAAUGGCAUCAUCAAGUUCACAACAGAGGUUGUUGGUUGGGGAACAACAGCACCAACAAACCAGCGGUGGCGCCGGGGAGGGGUGGAUGGACCCAGAUGGGCUGGCCCAGACCUACUGGCAUUUGCACAUUCAAGAUCGAUCCGCAUGGACCCAAGAGAUUGAUCUUCAUCCCUCCAAUCAAAGAUACAUGUAGUUCAAAGGAACAACUUGUAUUUCUGGCUUGUAAAGGUGUGAUAUAUCCUUCUUUUUUUACUUUAUUAUAGUUUUUGUCAACUACAAAUUGGCAUGAUACGUAAGGUAAACUGCAUCAUUACCAUUGUUGUGCUUAUAAAUCACAAAAAGGACUGUUGUGAAUGUGAAAUGUAAACAUAGACAUUUUGGUUAUUAAAGUGUGAGUGAUUAAUUGUGGCAAUAUAUAUUGCGACAUUCAA